This is a messenger RNA of Lucilia sericata (common green bottle fly), 1721 nucleotides long. Its product is annotated as putative E3 ubiquitin-protein ligase UBR7. The transcript is spliced from 2 exons. Gene Ontology annotation, cellular component: cytoplasm. Bases 170 to 1468 code for a protein of 432 amino acids. NCBI's taxonomy places the organism in Eukaryota, Metazoa, Arthropoda, Insecta, Diptera, Calliphoridae. The record is from RefSeq and is a predicted model, not a curated record. Gene Ontology annotation, molecular function: ubiquitin protein ligase activity; zinc ion binding.
GUUUUGCUUGCUUUGGGUUGGUUUGUUGUUUUUGCAAAAUUAUUGUUUGGUAUCGAGUGGAGACAAAUUACAGAAAAAAUUAAACAAGUAGAGAAAUUCAUCAUCAGUUUUUCAUAAAUUGUUUGUCUUUUGUGUUGAAAAGAAGUUAAAAUCGUAUUUAACAGUUAAAAUGGAGAAUGUUAAUAAUGUGGAUAAAGUAGAAAAUGUGGACGAGGUAUCAACCAAUCCCUUGGAGGAAUCUAGCGUUACUAUGUUAGAUGUUUUGGAAGAGGAAAAAGAGUUGGAGGAGGAAUAUGCUGCCGUACUUGGAGCAUCGGACGAAAAAAGUUGUACGUAUAUUCUUGGACCUGUCAAACGACAGGCAUUGUAUUCUUGUCUGACAUGUUGCCCAGAGGCUCGCAAUGAUUUGGAGAAAUGUGCUGGCAUUUGUUUGGCUUGUUCUUAUCAAUGCCAUGAGAAUCAUGAAUUGGUUGAAUUAUACACAAAGAGGAACUUUCGUUGCGACUGUCCGACAGAGCGUACAGGUGUAAAUCGUUGCACUUUAAAUGCGGAACGCAAACAACCCGAAAAGGCCAACGUUGGUAAUUUGUAUAAUCAAAAUUUUCAGGGGUUGUAUUGUACAUGUCAUCGCCCGUACCCUGAUCCAGAACGUACAACAGAUGAGCUAAUGUUGCAGUGCGUAGUUUGCGAGGACUGGUUCCAUUUGCAUCACUUAAAUGCACCCCCAAAUGCCGAUAAGCUUGUAGAUGCAUGUAGUGAAAUGAUAUGCAGCGUCUGUAUGGAUAAGCAUACAAUUUUGCAAGACUACACCGGAUUGGCAUUGAAAAAAGUGGAAAGUUUAGAUGAAACCGUUGAAGGUAAUUUAAGUGUUGUAGGCAGUGCAGAAGUAACCAGAUGUGAGGAUAACGAUGACAACAAAUUGAAGAGCGAUUUGGAUAAAAGUAUUUCAGAAAUAAUGAAUAUGAGUGAUACAAAUGGUUUAGUAAAAGCUGGAGAAGAACCGUCUGCCAAACGACAAAAACUGGAACAAGGUGAAGAAAAGACCGACGAAACAUGUCGUAGACCCAAUCAAAAGGAAAAUUAUGAAAAAGGGCCAACAUUUUGGGGACCAGACUGGAAGGCCGCCUUAUGCCGUUGUACGGCUUGCAUGUCUAUAUAUGAAACUGAAAAAAUUGAAUUUCUCUUGGAUCCUGAAGAUUCAGCUAAAAGUUAUGAAGAGCGUGGCAUUAAGAAACAUGGAUCCGAAUCAUCGUAUGAACAAGGCAUUCGUGCUUUAGCUUCUAUUGAUCGUGUACAGCAAAUUGAUGUCAUAACCGAAUACAAUCGAAUGAAGGAUAAACUUAAAGAAUAUUUGCAAACAUUUGUGGCCACCAAAAAAGUAGUCACUGAAGAAGACAUAAAUCGUUUCUUUGCGGAAAUGCGUAAUGAGAAAAACGUUCAAAUUGGUUUGCCCUACAUGUGUCGCUAAGAUACAACAAAUAAAUUACUAAAUAUUAUUAAUGGAAAAUUACAUUUAUAAACUUAAAUAACGAAUAUAUUUGUCUGUCUAUAUACAUAUAUUAUACAUACACACAUAUUUUAAUAAAUUGCUAGUAAUCCGCGAUAUUCGGUAUGCAUACAUUCCCAUUUAUUAUCACUAUUUUUUUUUUCUCUAAAUAAUUUAUGUUUAUUUUUGUUGAUGCAAGGUUCUUAUUAAAUAAAAGUUAUUAUACUCCCAAAAA